Molecule: messenger RNA, 1692 nt
Organism: Trichoderma virens Gv29-8
Lineage: Eukaryota; Fungi; Ascomycota; Sordariomycetes; Hypocreales; Hypocreaceae
Product: glycoside hydrolase family 79 protein
Exons: 4
Coding region: 1-1626 (541 amino acids)
Source: RefSeq, a predicted model, not a curated record
AUGUUUACACAAAGCGCCAUCGUCGCGCUGCUCGGUGCCGCUUCAUCCGUUGCGGCUGAUGUAUACACCGUUCCUUCUCAGCCCAAUGCCAAUGGCCAGCCCCUUGAUGGCUUCGUGAGCUACUCCAUUGAGUUUGCCUCAUUCCCUGACUUUGCCGGUAACAAGUCGUCCCCAAACUUGUUCUCAUACAACCUCAUCAACAAUCUCGGACUUCUUCAAGGCCACAAGCCAUAUAUUCGUGUCGGUGGUAACACCCAAGAUUAUGCGCUCUACAAUGCCUCACAAAAGGCAUCCUUGAUCGGUAUCGUCGACCCUAGCAGAUCGCCCGACUACCCAACCACCAUCCACAUUGGCGAUGCGUACUUUGAGUCGUAUGGCACUUGGCCCGGUGUUCAAUUCUCUCACGGAUUCAACCUCGGCCUAGGCGCCAACAGGUCAGAGGGAUGGGAGACCCUCGCCGACACGGUCCCCUUGGCUUGCAAAGCUCUUAGCCAUGGGAACAUAUACACCUGGGAGUAUGGCAAUGAGCCUGAUCUCUUCUCAACGUCCGCUCAGGGCCCUGUACGACCCUCGAACUGGAACGAGAGCACCUAUGUUUGGCAGUGGCAGAACGGCACGGCCGAGAUCAAGAAGCAGGUCCAAAAGCACUGCCCAUCCUUGACUCUCUUUGGGGGCCCCAAGUUUAUGGCACCUUCUUUUGCUGGCACUGGCAAUCACCUCAAGGCACCCCUGGCCUUCCAGGACGGUCUUGACAAGAACCAGGACAUCGAGUAUUUCUCAACUCACAACUACAUCAGCGGCGCCACUUCUCUCGGUGUCACCCUGCAAGGUACCCUGAUGAACCACACCAGGACCGUCAGCUCUGUGCAGGGCCAUCUCCCCGAGUACAAUGCCAUUUUCAGCACUGCUCAGGCACAAAAGGAGACUCCUCUCAUCUUUGGCGAGUGCAACUCUCUCUACAACCAAGGCAGACCUGGUCUGUCCAACACUUUUGGUGCCGCGCUCUGGGGCAUCGACUUCAACCUGUACGCCGCUUCGGUGGGUUUCAAGCGCGUCCACAUGCACAUGGGCACCAACUAUCGUUACCAAGCUUGGCAGCCUAUUGAGACGGACCUGGCCUCCAGGGGCACCAAGGCGCCUUACUACGGCAGCAUCACCGUCGCCGCCACGCUGGGCAACUCCCUUCUCCCCGUCAGCAUCUCCAACAUCCCUCUGCCCGAUGCUCGUGAAGCCGCCUACGCAGCUCAUUACUCAAGCGGCCUGCUCAAGGGCCAUCUCGCCCGCCUCACCGUCCUCAACCUGCGCGGCUACAACACCACCGUCGACGGCCAGGGUCUCGAGUCGGUCCCCAACCCUCCCCCUCGUCCCAGCCAGACGUACACUUUCGCUGUGAGCGGCGCCCGUAAUGGAGCGCUUGUUGGCGUGCAGCGUCUCCUAGCCAACGGAAGUGAUGCCAUUACUGGCAUUACUUUUGAUGGCUGGAGCUACAACUAUGAGCUUGCACAUGGCCUGCCUGUGCGACUGCAUAAUGUGACAGUGGGAGAGACUGCCGUUGUGAAGAACGGAAAGGUUACAGUUGAAGUGCCGGAUUCGUCGGCAGUUUUGCUCAACUUUCCUCUCCUGUAAGGGUGAUGAGUUAGAUGGUAUUUACGAGAUAGAUGCAUGAUUUAUGAAUAAUGUGUGUUAUGCUCU